Messenger RNA from Melanotaenia boesemani (Boeseman's rainbowfish), 3107 nucleotides. RefSeq names its product PDZ and LIM domain 4 (gene pdlim4). The record is from RefSeq and is a predicted model, not a curated record. The transcript is spliced from 7 exons. Gene Ontology annotation, cellular component: stress fiber; filamentous actin; adherens junction. Gene Ontology annotation, molecular function: muscle alpha-actinin binding; actin binding. Gene Ontology annotation, biological process: muscle structure development; heart development; actin cytoskeleton organization. The coding region runs from base 158 to 1255 and encodes 365 amino acids. NCBI's taxonomy places the organism in Eukaryota, Metazoa, Chordata, Actinopteri, Atheriniformes, Melanotaeniidae.
UUUCAGAGCCGGGACAGCGUUGCCUAGCAGCCGGGAAGAGGACUCUGGCUAGUUCACGUUACCGUUUUUUUUCUCUUACCCUGAGGAACAGCGGACUUUCCCCGUCUCAGUCUGCCUGUCAUCUGCCUGUUUAUCUCUCGCAGUCUUCAUACCAAACAUGCCACAGACCGUGACACUGAGGGGACCCUCUCCGUGGGGUUUUCGACUGGUGGGCGGACGGGAUUUCAGCACACCGUUAACUAUCUCCAGGGUAACGCCUGGCAGCAAGGCAGCUCAAGGUGACCUGUGUCCGGGCGACACCAUCCUGGCUAUCAAUGGUGACAGCACAGAGCACAUGACACACAUGGAGGCUCAGAACCGGAUCAAAAACUGCACCCAGCAGCUCUCACUCAGCAUCAGCAGAUCGGUUUCCGGAGACAGAGUGUGGUCGCCAGCAGUUUGCGAAGACGGCAAGACAAGCCCUUACAUGGAGCCUGACUCACAGAAUUUCCGUCCCAUCACCAGCGGGUACGGCAGUAACAGCCGUAAGCCUUCGUACACGCCUGAACUUCAGUCUCCUCAAGCUCCUCAGCCUACUUACCUGAAUAACGGACACUCCAGACCCAACAACGGCCAUAGCUACGGAUACGGGAAUGGAACCGGGCAUCAAGCUCAGUACAACAACCCAGCAGGGCUUUACACCCACAAUGGCAGCAACGGAGACAGAUCUCUGCCGAGCAAGAUGGGAGGUCUCAGCCUCAGCGCCACACACAGUCCAGAGCCUCCCACACAGUCCCCCGUGGGCCGUAAUGGCUUUGACCCACAGUCAGAUGUCUACAAGAUGCUGCAGGACUAUGAGGAGCCGGUCACUGAGCCCAAACAGUCUGGCUCCUUCAAGUACCUGCAGGAAAUCCUGGAGGCUGAGGAUGGAGGUGUGUCACCAACAGAGAGAAUGAGAAACUUGAAGUCUCCAGUCAGGUCACCAAUCCCAAAACUGGGAAGCCCCAUCCCCAGCCCCAUGUCGGGUCUUCAGAAGCUACCCCAGUGCACGCGCUGCUUUAAUGGCAUUGUAGGCACCAUUGUAAAGGCCCGGGACAAGCUCUACCAUCCUGACUGCUUCAUAUGUGACGACUGCGGCAUCAACCUCAAGCAAAGGGGUUACUUCUUCAUCGAGGACAAUCUCUACUGUGAGACCCAUGCCAAGGCUCGCGUCCAACCUCCAGAGGGCUACGAUGUUGUUGCUGUGUACCCCAACUCCAAGGUGGAGUUAGUCUGAGAUGAAGAGACUGACAUUAUUGUAAUAUAACCAAACUAUUUUAGAAUAGGGCUACUGAGUAUCUUAGCCAGCACUGAUCAGGAUCUGUCAAGUAGGACUGCUGAUCUUGGAUCAUUUUCUUCUUUUGGGAAGGUGGGAUGAAUUUUCAGUGAUCCCAGAUCAGCUCUUCUGCAGUGAUAGACUUGGUAUAUGGAGCAUUUUGAAAUUUGUUGCCAGAUUGCAACUCAGGGCUGACGAGUCUCCCUAAACUCCAAACGCCUUAAAAAAUAUAUAUAUAAAAGCUGUGCAUAUUUAACAUUUCCCAAUCUGAAAAAUGGCAUCUCGCAUCCAUUAGGGUUAAAAUUCAACUCUACAUACAAGAAAAAUACUAAACCAGUUAAAGGUCACACUCACAUUUAACUUAGUUUUAGUAGCAGAGACCAGAGCUUGCAGCAAAAAUCAGAAGAAAAAUAGGUGAGAUGUUAACGACUACUCCAGCUGUCUUCUUUGCAGUCGCUUCGACAGUGUCUGACGUCCAACUCAAGCCUUUAAAUUGAUGAUUGGUGUGUGUGCAGAGGGGUGUGUUAUUGAACCUGUUGGGACUAAUUUCGAAUGUAGCUUUUAUAAUGGCAGUAAACUACAAAUACCAGCAUUCAUUUUGCAAAGUCAUGUUAAUUACAGUCUGUUCUCAUACUAAUUGUUUGUAAAGUCUGCAUCACUAAUUUCAUGCAGUUUAAACUGGGGAAAAUUCAGUUUGUCAGUAUUUCUGUCUGCUUUACAUCCGUCUAACAAUAUGUUAGCAGUAAGUGUCUGGGUGGGUUUCAGUAGGUUGGGGACUAAAUUUUAAGAACUUUAACAGUUAUGCAAACCCUUGUUUAUGGAAGAGAAACUUAAGAAGAACUAGUGAAUUUAAAUUAAGAUUAAGUAUUGUAGCUUAGUGCGUGGAGGGGUUAAAUUUUAAAAAGAGAUGCAGAGGAUCUGAAGGAAACUGCUGAUCGUCACACGGUCAUCAGAGAUUUUAGCUCUUGUACUGAAAAAUAACAAACACUGGGACUUUUAAAGAUGGCUUUUCACAUUUCAGACAGAAAACUGUACAAGUUGUAAAGCGGUACUCCACAGCCUACAACAUGUGGGAGUAAUACUCACUCAGUUUCCGUUUUUUGGACCCACUACAUAGCUUUGGUUUAGUCUCCCAGUGGAAGAGAGAAAAAGACAGAAUUGGAAGUAUGUAUAUUUUUUUUUUAUUCCCUGUCUGUAUUGAAUUCAUGUGUCUGGUCACAGCCAAGGCCGUUAAGCAAUGAAUGAAAUAUAUUUCUACAUUUCCUCUGAGAGAAGGGGGAGCAUGUGAGGAGGGGGAAGAAAGAGAAAUGAGUUGGAUGUAAUUUCCUCUCCUCACUGAAAAAAGUGUGUCAUUUUGUGGCCAUCAGUCUUACUGAAGCUAUUGUGAAUAGAAGAAAAGACUGGAUGGAGAAGAGUGAUGUUAUUCUUCAUUUUAGAAAUAUUUCUAACGAAACUACUUUUAAAAUUUGACGAGUGAAUUUUGCAGUAGUGAAACCUAUUAUUAUUUUUUUUUCCAUGUUUUGGAUGGUGAUGAGUUGCUGAUGGUGUGCCAGUUAUACUAGUAAUCUUGUAAAUUUUGUGAAAAUUUUAACAUUUCCACAUUUUGCCUUUUGGUUUUGUACAUAUUGUUGCUUUAAUCAGUAUAACAUGUCAUUCACUUGCCUCUGCAUCUUGUCUUAGAACUUUUUUUUUACACAGAUAAUCGUUUCAUAUUUUUUAACUUAUUGUUCUGCCCACACCUGAUAUCAUUCUGGAUUUUCUUAUUUGCUUUUUUUUCUAGGUUCUAAAUAAAAUGAGAGAUGCAUUGCCAUGA